Molecule: messenger RNA, 1209 nt
Organism: Solea solea (common sole)
Lineage: Eukaryota; Metazoa; Chordata; Actinopteri; Pleuronectiformes; Soleidae
Gene: gsx2
Product: GS homeobox 2
Exons: 2
Coding region: 106-822 (238 amino acids)
Biological process (GO): regulation of DNA-templated transcription
Cellular component (GO): nucleus
Molecular function (GO): sequence-specific double-stranded DNA binding; DNA-binding transcription factor activity, RNA polymerase II-specific
Source: RefSeq, a predicted model, not a curated record
UUUGUUGAACCAUCAAACAUAAGCACCUUUGGAGAUCCCGAGGGGUUCAGAUGAGAAACAGCUAUCAUCCCGCGCACGACACUCUCCCUUAUCAGCGACGCAAUCAUGUCGAGGUCUUUUUACGUUGAUUCUUUAAUAAUCAAGGACACUGUGCGACCGGGACCAACUGAGCAUCCGGGACAGGAUUUCCUUAUACCCAUUAGCAUGCACUCUCCGAGCGUAAUGACGGUCACUGCUCCGGUAUGUCCGUCCAGGAAAAAUGGGACUUUCUGUGUUUGUCCGCUGUGCGUUACGUCCCACAUUCACUCUUCCCGCAGCGGCAUCCCCAUGCUGAAGGCUCAGUUUCCAGGAAUGGAGGCGCAGUACUGUCACAGAAUAGCGCAUCAGCCGUCUCCAGCACUGGCUCACCCGGGACACACACCUGUCUGCACGCCCACCUUCAGCGUCACAGAUCCCAGGAGAUACCACUGCCUUUCUAUUGGUUCUUCAGAGAGCAGCCACAUUCAGAAUGGCAAGAGGAUGCGCACGGCGUUUACCAGCACACAGCUCCUCGAACUUGAAAGGGAGUUUUCCACGAACAUGUAUCUUUCGAGACUCAGAAGAAUCGAAAUCGCCACGUAUUUGAACCUGUCGGAGAAACAGGUGAAGAUCUGGUUUCAGAACCGCAGGGUGAAGCACAAGAAGGAGGGCAAAGCCACACAGAGGAGCGCACACAGCGGGUGCAAGUGCACAAGUGGUCACACAGACUAUUCAAGAUCAGAGGACGAGGAGUCUCUAUCUCCCGCCUCUGCUACGGAAGAGAAAGACAUGUCAACAAUCUAAAAGACUCUGGAGUGAAGAUUCCCCUCUCAUUCCCACUGCUGAUACUCUGAGUGUCCUGCUGCAGUCAUGAGUUAUGGCAUCACGCAUCACCUGAGCCGAAAAACGUCCUGCAUGGAGUGCUGCAAAUAUCACCUCAUGUUUACCCCGUUGUUCAAUCAAAGGAAUAAUGUGUUGUUUUUUAAAUAUUUGGAAACGUGACUGUUUGUGCUGUAACAGACUGAUGUAGGCCUAUAAUUAAUUAUCCUCAGUGAGUGUUCUCAAAUAUUAUCCAUUUACUGCCAGUGAGGCUGUAUGUUAAUUACAUAAAUGUGUAUGGAACAUAUACACAUCAAUUUGUAAACUAUGUUUAUCUGUAUUUAUUGUAAUAAAAAUGAUGACUUGACCGUG